AGAGGAGGAGGCGGUGUGAUGGCCCUGGACGGCGAGAGGGGGGAGCAAGAGGAGGAGAAGAAAAAGAAGAAGAAGAAAAAGAAGAGGAAGAAGAAGGAGGAGGAGGGGGCCGAGAAGAGCAGCUCACCCUUUGCAGCCACCAUGGGAGAAGACGAUGCCGCCGCCGCGCUCCGGGCAAGCGGCAGGGGGCUCUCGGACCCGUGGGCUGACUCGGUGGGAGUGCGACCCCGCACCACCGAGCGCCACAUCGCGGUACACAAGCGGCUCGUGCUGGCCUUUGCCGUGUCCAUCGUGGCACUCCUGGCGGUCACCAUGCUGGCGGUACUGCUCAGCCUGCGCUUCGACGAGUGUGGAGCCAGCGCGGCGGUGCCGGGCUCCGACGGUGGCCCCGGGGGCUUCCCUGAGCGCGGCGGCGGCGGCGGCGGCGGCGGCGGCGGCGGGGGCAACAACAGCCACCCAGGAUCCGCCCGGCGCAACCACCACCACGCUGGUGGGGAAUCCUCGCAGCGCGAGACCGGCGAGGUGGACACCCCGGGGACCCCGUCUACCCUACCGCCGUCGGAGGAAGAGAGGGAGCAGUGGCAGCCUUGGACGCAGCUGCGCCUAUCCGGCCACCUCAAGCCCCUGCACUACAAUUUGAUGCUCACCGCCUUCAUGGAGAACUUCACCUUCUCCGGGGAGGUCAACGUGGAGAUCGCGUGCCGGAACGCCACCCGCUACGUGGUGCUGCACGCCUCCCGGGUGGCGGUGGAGAAGGUGCAAGUGGCGGAGGACCGGGCGUUCGGGGCUGUCCCGGUAGCCGGCUUUUUCCUCUACCCACAAACCCAGGUCUUGGUGGUGGUGCUGAACAGAACCCUGGACGCGCAGAGGAAUUACAACCUAAAGAUUAUCUACAAUGCCCUGAUAGAGAACGAGCUUCUCGGCUUCUUCCGCAGCUCCUACGUGCUCCACGGGGAGAGAAGAUUCCUUGGUGUUACUCAGUUCUCACCUACGCAUGCCAGGAAGGCGUUUCCGUGUUUCGACGAGCCAAUCUACAAGGCCACUUUCAAAAUCAGCAUCAAACAUCAAGCCACCUAUUUGUCUCUAUCCAAUAUGCCAGUGGAGACAUCUGUGUUUGAGGAAGAUGGAUGGGUAACAGACCACUUUUCACAGACUCCUCUCAUGUCCACAUAUUAUUUAGCCUGGGCGAUUUGCAACUUCACAUACCGAGAAACUACUACCAAGAGUGGGGUUGUAGUCCGAUUAUAUGCAAGACCUGAUGCUAUCAGAAGAGGAUCCGGGGACUAUGCUCUCCACAUUACAAAGAGAUUAAUAGAAUUUUAUGAAGACUACUUUAAAGUGCCCUAUUCUUUGCCAAAACUAGAUCUUUUAGCUGUGCCUAAGCAUCCGUAUGCUGCUAUGGAGAACUGGGGACUAAGUAUUUUUGUGGAGCAAAGAAUACUGCUGGACCCCAGUGUUUCAUCUAUUUCAUAUUUGCUGGAUGUCACCAUGGUCAUUGUUCAUGAAAUAUGUCACCAGUGGUUUGGUGACCUUGUGACUCCGGUGUGGUGGGAAGACGUGUGGUUGAAGGAAGGCUUUGCUCACUACUUUGAAUUUGUGGGUACAGACUACCUCUAUCCUGGCUGGAACAUGGAAAAGCAGAGAUUUCUGACAGAUGUUCUGCAUGAAGUGAUGCUGCUUGACGGGUUGGCCAGUUCCCAUCCGGUAUCACAGGAAGUGAUACGGGCAACAGAUAUUGACAGGGUGUUUGACUGGAUCGCAUACAAAAAGGGUGCUGCUCUAAUUAGAAUGCUGGCUAAUUUUAUGGGCCAUUCCGUUUUUCAGAGGGGUUUGCAAGAUUAUUUAACUAUCCACAAGUAUGGCAAUGCAGCCAGAAAUGAUCUCUGGAAUACAUUAUCAGAGGCUUUAAAAAGGAAUGGAAAAUAUGUGAACAUACAAGAAGUAAUGGAUCAGUGGACACUGCAGAUGGGAUAUCCUGUUAUCACCAUCCUGGGAAACAUGACAGUAGAAAAUAGAAUAAUUAUCACCCAACAACAUUUCAUUUAUGACAUCAGUGCUAAAACCAAAGCACUCCAACUUCAGAAUAACAGUUACCUGUGGCAGAUUCCAUUAACCAUUGUGGUAGGAAAUAGAAGCCAUGUGUCUUCAGAAGCAAUUAUUUGGGUGUCUAACAAAUCAGAACAUCACAGAAUAGCAUACUUGGACAAAGGAAGCUGGAUCCUUGGAAACAUCAAUCAAACUGGCUACUUUAGAGUCAACUAUGACCUAAGGAACUGGAGAUUACUGAUUGAUCAAUUAAUCAGGAACCAUGAGGUACUUUCCGUCAGUAACCGUGCGGGUUUGAUCGAUGAUGCCUUCAGCCUGGCCAGGGCAGGCUAUUUGCCUCAGAAUAUUCCCCUGGAGAUUAUCAGAUACCUGUCUGAGGAAAAGGAUUUUCUUCCUUGGCAUGCUGCCAGCCGAGCUCUUUAUCCUCUGGAUAAAUUACUGGACCGCAUGGAGAACUACAAUGUCUUCAACGAGUAUAUUUUAAAACAAGUUGCAACAACGUAUAUCAAGCUCGGAUGGCCAAAAAACAACUUCAAUGGAUCUCUCGUUCAAGCAUCGUACCAACAUGAAGAACUACGGAGAGAAGUGAUAAUGUUGGCAUGCAGCUUCGGGAACAAGCACUGUCACCAGCAGGCAUCAACGCUUAUUUCAGAUUGGAUUUCCAGCAACAGGAACAGAAUACCACUCAAUGUUAGAGACAUCGUCUACUGCACAGGAGUGUCAUUGCUGGACGAGGAUGUCUGGGAGUUCAUCUGGAUGAAAUUCCACUCCACUACUGCAGUUUCAGAGAAGAAGAUAUUACUGGAGGCUCUAACUUGCAGUGAUGACAGGAAUUUAUUAAAUAGGCUUCUAAACCUGUCUCUGAAUUCUGAGGUGGUGUUGGAUCAAGAUGCAAUUGAUGUCAUAAUCCAUGUAGCCAGAAAUCCACAUGGCCGAGAUCUUGCCUGGAAGUUUUUCAGAGACAAAUGGAAAAUACUAAAUACCAGGUAUGGAGAAGCAUUAUUUAUGAAUUCCAAACUUAUCAGUGGAGUUACAGAAUUUCUUAAUACAGAAGGCGAACUUAAAGAGCUAAAGAACUUCAUGAAGACCUAUGAUGGGGUAGCGUCUGCCUCAUUCUCACGAGCUGUGGAAACCGUGGAAGCCAAUGUGCGUUGGAAAAGGCUUUAUCAGGAUGAGCUGUUCCAGUGGCUGGGGAAGGCCAUGAGGCACUAAUGUGUGUCACUUGCUUAGAACUCAACUCAGAGUUUUGAGAGGACCUGCUUUCUGUGGAAUAAGGAGGCUAGCCAGAAUUUCAGUGAUAAUGUGUGGGAGAACUUUUUGUUGUUGCUGUUGUCUGUUUGGGUGGUGGGUAUUUUUCUUCCUUCCAUUCACUCUGCAUUUGUUUCUCCACUGGAUGUUCCUCUGUAUAGAAACUCUUGCAAGUGACUCUUUGCCCUGGCUACUUCAGCUGUACAUUCCCUGCUGUUCGGGACCAAAUAUGAUAGUGGUGCAUGUUGAUGUUGCAGUCAGUUUGGAAAAUCCUAUUCAGAAUAUUCUGUGCAUGGAUGUAUGGUCCUGCCUGUGUUCCAGCAUGCUUAUUUAACAUGUCCAAUGUUGUAUGUGAAUAUAUGUACAUCCAGGAUGGGCAUUAUGCAAAAGCACAAAGAUUAUCUAUGACAAUCAGUGUUGCAAUGAAAGUAAAAUCUUCAGAAGGGAAUUCUAUCCUCAGCCAUGGCCAACAGGAGAGAUAAAGCAGCUCUGUGAACAAUUUGUAUCAUUUGUUUUCAGCACUUGGAUUGUCUGGCAAUGAUGAUUGCAUUGCUAACUCAUUUUCUUUGAGUUAAAGCUGUGUAUACACUUGCAGAGAUGUAUAGAUAGUAUGUACAUAUGCACAUGUACAUAAGAAAGCUCCAUAUGUAUAUAAUAUGUUGUAAAUGCACCUGUGUGAAGAAAUCUCUUCGGAUCAAAGGAAAUUUAACUCUUUUUUAUAAACGUGUGGACACUUGGAAAAGGCUUCGCAUAAUUUAUCUCAACACUCGCCUUCCUACUUUGUAACUCACUUUCUUAACUGCUUUUUCAUCUAUGUGCUGAAGAACGAUCUAGUCUACUACAUGAAGAUGAAUCCUAACAAACCAUAUGUGUAAACUAAUCAGUCUACAAAUUCCCUUAAGUCAGUGGCAUCCUUUCACCAAUAUCUGUCAUUAUUUUGGUCAACAUUCCUAUUGCAUAAACCAAUUUUGUGUAAACUUAGAAUCAUUGGUACUAAGAAAGUGUUUAUUUAUAGCUCCUUUGUCUUUCUUACCUGAGAUAGUGCAGAGUUAAAUUCUCUCUGUGUGUUGAUCUUUAUGUGUAUAUUGCUCCUAUCCUCCAUUAAGCAACCAUACCUCAACAGGUCUAUUAGCAUUUAAUGACCUUUUAUGCCAGUUGUGCCCUCCCUUACGAUACAGAGUUGCUUUUAUGCUGUGUUAAUGUAUAAAACCUUUGGAAGUUAACAACCCUGUUCUACCUGGGAAUUUUGAAGAGCCAUUUCCAUGGCUGUGUGUAACACAACUAUAUUUCAGUGCUUUUCCCACACAGUAGGCCAGUUCCUUGCUUCAGAGUUAACAUACUUUAAGUUUAGCAUUGUAAAAUACCUAUUACAACUACUAUAAUUGAGUCAAAUGUUGUGAAACCCCUUUCUGUUUUCCUGUGGUGUUUAGCUCUUCCAAAUAUUACAAAUCACCGAAACAAUGGAUUCAGAGACCAUCACUCAAUACUGGGGAAAAAUUAUUUAUAAAACAGGAGUCCUAGAAUUAUUUUGUUUGUAGAAAUGAAAAAAAAAAACAGUUUCCCAAUCCAUAGACUAAGUUACAACUAAAUUUGAACCUAAUUAUGUAAGCAAUUAAUGUUUGUUUCUUACACUUAAAUUUUUCAACACUUCACUCAACUAAAAUACAUAAAUUUUAAGUACUCUGUGGUGUUAAAGAGUCAUGGUCAUGCUUAGUAUGAAAUCUGAAAUUUAGGUUAUCUAUUAGACGUGAGCAAGUUCUUAAACAUAAUUCUCAUAAAUAGUAUACAGUUGUGAAGGCUCCAAAUAUCCAUUAUACCACUGGUAAAUUCGUUCAUGAGACAGAACUGACCAAGGUAGAUGUAGAUGUCUUGUUUUGUUUCCUGAAGUACUAAAAAUUCAGAGUAAUGGCUUUUUAUUUUAAGUGAGUCAUCAUUUCCAACUUUGAGUUUGGGGGCUUUCUGAGUUCUUUUUCCUCCCUGCUAUUAAUAGUCAUGAUUGUCUUUUAGUAUUUUAGUGGCCUUUAACACAACUGGUUUAGCUAUAAUCUAAAUCCUCAGUGUAUCCUUAUGUACCAUGUUUAUACCUCAUACAAUACUUGUUCAACAAUAUAGUGGUACCAAUGGCAUUGAGAUGGCAUUUUUGCUCUACACAUUUUUCAGUUCUUUAACCUUUCCAAUGUUGAAGUUAUAUUGGGCUUUAAAGGUUCUGUUUAGUUGUUUAAAUAAGUAAUAUUUUCAAAAUAAUAAAAUAACCAAUGAUAUCUCUUGGAAUAUUCUGUAAAAUGUAGCUAUAAAAUUAUAUUUUCUACUUAGAGUUUUUAUCUUUCUCUCUUGUGUGUUUUACAAAUCAAUUAUCUAUGUGAAAUAACAACAUAUUGAAAGUUUUCAUCAUCUAGUCUCAAGAAUUUCCUGUGCCAAUAUAUGUAUAACAGCAAAACUUUGUUUUAAUUAGAAAAUACUAGAUUAUUUGCCACUUUGGGUAUUCAUUAUCUCCAAGUAACUUGUAAAUAAAAUGUCCUCCCCAUUUUUACACAUUUUCCCAUAAAUUUUUUUACAGUCUUUGACGUUUUAAAAAUACAUGAUUUCAAACUUAGAAGGCUGACAUCCAUAAUACUGGCUAUGUUUUUUUGAAAUUCAUUAGCAUGCACUUUUGCUGAGCCUUAAUCUCCUUUGCUUCAUAUGAUUUUAAGAUAAAUAUAUUAUAUUGGGAUUUUCUGAUAUUUCAGUUUACAUACAUAUAUAUAUAUAUAUAUAUAUAUAAAAUUACAAGGUUAUUCAUAUUAUGCCAUGAAUUUCUAAAACUCAUUCCAUUAUCAAUAACUUUGACACAUGCUGAUUUGAUUCUUCACAGAAACAUAAUGCAUGUUUGACUUCUUCCUGAAGAUGAAAUGAAGUUGAAAACAGCCAUUCACACCUUUAAAACCCCAGUUAUGAUAUAAUCUAAAUCUCUCAACAUAGAUGGUCUACAACUAACAUACAUCUGUGUUGUUAAUUUAUAUCUAUCUAUCUCAUUAGCUUGAGACUUCACACAUUCUAGACCAACAUCAGAAUAUAUAUUUGAACACAUCCACAAUUGCUCUAUUAUCUUUAACAUUUAUAUUUCAAAUUUGUAUGAUUUCAAACUACUGGAAGAACAUGUUAACUGCCAUUUUCUUUGGUCAGUGUAAGUAGUCAAAUAUCGGGACACACAAUUAAGUCUGUUGGUUUCUUUCCCAUUGCAGAUCUGUUAUUGAACGUAGUUUAAAUGAAACCUUAAGACUGUGAUGCUUUGCUUUACUUUCAACACCCACUUCUGAUAGUGGAAAGAGAUAACAGUUACAGAUGGUCAGAAUACACACAGGAGGCUAUAUAAUCUAAAUAGUUGAAAACAAUAUUCAGUCAAAUGUGUAUAAAUCUGUGGAGACUAGCUUGCGAACAAAUGAUUUUGUGGAACUCUGGCACUGUAUCAGAUGCAACAGAUAAAUCAUAACAAAGCAUACAACAUCAUGCUGACUUCAAAUCCACUGCUAAUUAAAUAUUUAAAGAAUUAUCUUCUUGGAGACUGAAGAAUGUAGCUCAAAUAUUUUUGUGAAUGCUCGUGUGACUUAUCCAUAAAUAUCACGUACAAGCCGUCACAGAACAGAUGACGAGAAGCCAAGAUUUCCAUAGCGUGUUUUCCUUUAGCAGAGAUCGUGACUGUAUUAUCAUUUGAUACUGGUAGUUACACACUGUUAGAGUACAACUGAGUUAAAGGAAGGUUUCUUGAAUAGAUAAUAAUAACUGAGCAUGUAGUAAGAGAAAGGAAGAUGGUGGUAAUGGAUCUAAAAAUGAUCACAUGAAAAAUGUAAAGAACUUGUGAACCAGUUGGAAUUAAGGCAAUGUGAAACAGAAUCCCAUGAUAUAGAAGAGAAGUUUGGUCAUUUUUAGGUAUGAAACCCAACUAUUUUCUGUACUAGUUCCAAAACAUGUGGAUAAUUUUCACUGUUUGACUUCACAAUGCUUGUAUUUUUAGAAAUACAUAAGAUUUCAAAAGUAUAAUAGUGCCAUAACAUUUAAACAAUAAUAAUUGGAAUCAAAAUUGGGACAGACUCUAUCCUUGCGAAAAGCUGUUGGUGCAAUUGAGUGAUGUUGCUAAUCUUCAGAAAAGUUGUUUGUAAAAGAAAAAAAAAACCUCUUGUAAAAGUAUUUCAAAUUUGCCAAAAUGAUGUUAGCUUCAUUUGUUGACUUUCAGUAAAUUAUUUAUUCUUUCAAGCAGGUUCAGCAAUUCCUAUCUUGGCAAUAAUUUAUUUCAUCAAAUUAAUAUAUGUGAACUUGAGUAUGAAAAUAUUCUCAUGAACUAUACUAAAUUUUCAACUUUUUAAUUAUAUAAAUUAGCCCUUGGUUUCACUGCCUUUAACUAAUUAGCAGGUUUUAAAAUCAAAUAUUUUUUUCAUUUUGGGAUGGAUUCAAUAAAAGUCUAACAAACAUGCA
Peromyscus californicus insignis is the source of this 7743-nucleotide messenger RNA. It is a transcript of the gene Trhde, whose product is annotated as thyrotropin releasing hormone degrading enzyme. Gene Ontology annotation, cellular component: cytoplasm. Gene Ontology annotation, biological process: proteolysis; peptide catabolic process. NCBI's taxonomy places the organism in Eukaryota, Metazoa, Chordata, Mammalia, Rodentia, Cricetidae. The coding region runs from base 19 to 3258 and encodes 1079 amino acids. The transcript is spliced from 19 exons. The record is from RefSeq and is a predicted model, not a curated record. Gene Ontology annotation, molecular function: metalloaminopeptidase activity; peptide binding; zinc ion binding.